This is a messenger RNA of Amborella trichopoda, 1752 nucleotides long. RefSeq names its product AAR2 protein family. Gene Ontology annotation, biological process: spliceosomal tri-snRNP complex assembly. Gene Ontology annotation, molecular function: protein dimerization activity. NCBI's taxonomy places the organism in Eukaryota, Viridiplantae, Streptophyta, Magnoliopsida, Amborellales, Amborellaceae. The record is from RefSeq and is a predicted model, not a curated record.
GGAUCACCUCUUCAUCGUUCCGUUUUUGGGGUGCCGAAGUCACUGAUCCGUUUUUUAAACCUCUGCGAGCCUAGUGAAAAGUUCUGGUAAAUUGAGCUCGAGAGAAAAUAAUGGAACCAGCAGCCUCAGAGCCUACCUCUUCGAAGCUUCCAAUGAACUCAGAGACUGCUUUACGCCUUGUUAAAAAUGGUGGAACCAUACUCAUGCUUGAUGUCCCUCGGUUCACUCUCAUUGGGAUCGACACUCAGGUUUUUUCUGCUGGGCCCAAUUUUAAAGGAAUAAAGAUGAUUCCACCUGGUCCUCACUUUGUAUAUUAUAGUUCUUCAAACAAGGAUGGGAGUGAGUAUGCACCAAUAAUUGGGUUCUUUGUUUAUAUAUCGCCCUCAGAGGUCAUUGUUCGGAAAUGGAUUCAACAAGAGGAACGGUUGGUUAUGCUCUCAGAGGAUGAGGAGGAGUGCUACAGUAUGGCUGUCAAGAAUUUAGAGUUUGACCACCAACUUGGCCCUUAUGGUUUAAUCCAGUUCUGGGAUUGGAUACAUAUAUCUAACUAUGUCACUAAAGACGUGAUUAAACGAAUUGAGCCAAUUGGGGGAGAAAUUACUGUCACAAAUGAGGCUGAACUAGCUGAAACAGUUCCAAAAACAGCUAUGGAGAAGCAGUUGGCAGAGCAAUUGAAGAACAAGAGACUUUUGGAUACCACAAAGAGAGCAUGCAGCCCAAGAUGUUACUAUACCACAAUUCCUCAUGUUUUUAAGGUCAAGGGAGUUCCCAAAGAAGAGCUUACCUCUUUAAAUCUUGACAAGACACACCAACUGGAAAGCAUUCUGAUGCAAAAUUUUGCAGGAGAAGAAGAUCUACUGCUGGGGGAGCUUCAAUUCUGUUUUAUUGCUUUUCUGAUGGGACAGUCUCUUGGAGCUUUUUUUCAGUGGAAAGCAAUCCUUAGCCUUCUACUUGGCUGUCAAGAGGCUCCUUUCCACUCUAGGAGUCAGUUAUUCUCAAAGUCUUUUGGGGCUCCAAUGGCGAUGAGGCAAACAACCAAAAUUGGACCAGUCCAUUGGUGGAGCCAACAUGGGUGUAGUUUUCCAAAUUUACAAAAGUUGGCCAUUCAGAUGUUAAACCUAACCAAUUCUUCCUCUGGUUGUGAGCGCAAUUGGAGUACUUUUGAAGGGUUCAUUAAGGUGAUCUACUUCCAACUAAAUCAUGGUUUGCAACAAACCCAUGGGAACACAAGUAAUCGAGACAAAGGAGUAUUUAUUUUCAUGGAAGAUUCUUGGCUCAAUGGGGACAACUUUUUGCAUCAUCUUUGCAAGGAAUUCUUUUCCUUAACACAAGAAGCUACCACUAUUGAUGGGAACCUUCUUUUAUGGGUGAAGAAACUUAAGGAACUUCUUGAGACCUCUCUCGGGUGGAACUUUGACAGGAGUCCGGAGGAUGGCAUCUUCGGAGAGGAUGAUGAGUUUGCUCCUGUCGUUGUUAUGCCUGAGGAAACAAGAGGUUGUGAGGAGAUGGCUUCUUAGAUACACCGGCUAUCAUUGCUCCAUUUAGUAAACUAACAUCAAAGCUAACCAUCGUGUUUUGCAAUGACGAAAAGAUUUAAAGUCAUUGGGCAUUUCAGAUUUUCAAUAUUUAUACGUGAUGAGCCAUUUUGAAUUUCUAUUGGUUAGUUUUGAUUUGUAGAAAACGUAACAAGAGGUUUGUAGAAAACAUGAAAACUUUCUAAAAAACAUGCCCACUCAAGAGUUGUCGGUUUCA